AUGCCAUGGCCUGUGGGCACCGAGAGCUUCAGCUCGCUUGCGAGCGCAGUCUGCCAUGAUUCUGAUCCCACUUUCCUUGGCCAUCUUGGCCUGCUGGUUGCAUCCAAGGCAAAGGAUGUUUGUGGCCUGGAGUUGGGCAGAGGAGGGACCUUCGACUCGAAGCGUGUUCUCUACGUGCACGCUCGAGAUGGUUUAGAGGACAAGCUGGAGCCCGAUGACAUCGGCGCCUGCCUGGCCCUGCCGGUGUCGACCCUCCGAAAGGCGACGCUCACGGCGAUUUCGGACAUCUUGAAAAAGCUCGGCGAAGUGAUGGACACCUCUGCCGAGAAAGGCCAGGAGCGCUUCCUCCUCUUUGCAGCUCUCGAGCUGACCAGCGCCGGAGUUCGCCUCCUGGAUGCGACGUACCUCCGCUGCUGUGAGCGGCUGGGCUGCGAAACCUGCGGCCUCAGCGAAAGCGCCGAGUCGGAGGAGUCCUCUUUGACGUUGCUCGAGUCCUUUGGCCGGAAGGCUGCCGCUUUGUGUCAUCUGGUGGAGUCCUCCAUCGCCCUGACGACGUCGACUCUCGAGAUUCGCCAGAGGGAGCCGCCCGUCAUCAAGAGAAGAGGCGCUACGCAGCAAGUGCGACACGCGCUGCAGGAGUUGCUGACGGCAGACAUCUCGGUGGGCCUGGAGGCGCUUCCUCCGGAUGACGAAGCGUUCAUGAACGUGGGUGGUGUGGUGGGCCAGACCGUGCGGCUCAUAAUCUUACAACUGCUGGACGCAAUCCCGGACAUGGCCUCCGAAGUUCGCCACCUUCCAAAAGGAGUGCCAGCAUGGUCGCAGCUCGCCGCAGCAGAGGUUCUGGAAGCGAGUGGAGCCAGCAGCGCCACUGUGCAGGAGAUGCUGUUCCUUCUCCCGCUUCCAGCAGGCUGGCCAGCGACAAGGGCGUCGCCCCUCUGCGAGAAGCACUUGCUGGAAAGCUCCGGACGAGGCAGAGACCAAGCUCAAAUUGCUUUCGCUCGAAGGGAUGCGGCAGCUACGACCACUUGGCUGGGAGCGUCGCCGAGUCAGCUGCUGAAGAUCAUUGCGACCUCCGGGAGGCCGGUACAUCGCUCGUAUGUGGCGAUUCGCCAAGCGGGUCGCUUCGGCCAGGAGGCGAGCUGUGAGGAAGCCGUGGGGAUCCUCUACGAUCCGACUCUCUGCCUUGACGACGAACUGGGGCUCAGCGGAGUGAUCUAUUUUCUCACCAUGGACCCGGAGAUUGACGACCCUCUCUACGUCAAAUGGAUUGGGCGAGCCUGGUCGGGGCAGCGGUCCAAGGAGCAGCCGGUGUGGCAGUCCACAAUGGAUCCGAUCAUGCCGCCUCCUGACCCCUACGACCUUAUAUCGCUGAACCCAAUGGCGGGGAAUUGCCAGACGAUCUGGCAGAUCCUGCAGGCCGACAGCAUCAGCACGGCGAGCAUCGUGUACGUGCCCGUGAAUCCAACCAUUCCUCCGCCGCUGGAGGUGAUGCCAAACUUCACACACUUCUACAUCUGGCACCGGCGCAAGUCCAAAGCGGCUCGAAGGGUUGGUAUGGAUCGAUUCAUCAGCAACCUUCAAGCAUUUCGACGGUACAUGGCUGCGCAGUGCUCGCUUGAAUCGGUUUCCAAGCUUCUGGGGCCGCUUGGCUAUGAGCUCUUGUAUCUUGAGCACUUUGUUGCAGUGCUGGUUCACCAGCGCGUGGCGUCCUUGGUGCGGCAGCAUCUUGGUCAGCCAGGGACCACACCAUCUACCUUCGAAGUGUGGCGUCAAGGUUGGUAUUGCUCGCCUUACUCCCGGUACAUGGACCACUUGGAGGUGGGUGUUGGCUUCGAUGCGACCUGGCUGAGUCCGGAGCCCUCUGGGCCGUCCGAGAGAGGUCUCGGCUGUUCAAGGUCCUUCAAGGAGUUUCUCGCGGCGGAAGGGCACUUGAUCUCCGGGAGCUACACAGGUAAAGACGUGUGCGAUGAGGACAUGAGGGGAGCUGCAAAGCACUUCCAGAAGCAUGGCGAUGCAGGUGUGGCUUUGUUUUCCAAGCUUCUGCGCAGUCGCUACUGCUCGGUCACCAAACCUGCGAGAUCCAUCAAGUCAGCAGGCAUCGGAUCUUGGAAGCCCGCAGUUUCGGCUCCACUUCGGAAUCUGUACAGAAUGUCAGAGGAAGCGAUCCGGAAUGUCGUCCAAGAGCUUUUGGAGGGAGGAGAUCUGUCGGAGGACAGCUCCCCGCUGCUCCCUUUCCUGAUCCAGGGCCUUCGCAGCUCAAACGUGGCGGUUGCUGAGGCUGCCGCACAGGGCCUGCUCGCUCUUAUAUCCCGCAGCGAGGGCAAUCGAGGAGUGAUCAAAGCGUCGUCGGCUGCUUCUGCUCUCAAGGCACUGCACUUGUUCGGGCGAACAGAGCUGUCCGCCUUGGCAAAAGAGCUGUCCACGGAGCUGGGAGAUUGCACUCGGGAGCAGAACCACUGGCUCAGCUUUUCCUAUGGGGAGCCGGAAACUCUGAGCUUGAAAGUGAAGCUCAGUGAAGCCAGGGAGGCAGAAAUCUUGUCGAGCCACGGCUGGAGGGUGUGGCCCGGGGCGCAAUUGCUGACGUCCUGGAUGGUGUCUGAACCGAGCUUCCUCGUGGGCCGAAAAGUGUUAGAGGUGGGUGCUGGGCCGGGGCUGUGUGGCCUGGCAGCAGCUGCCCUUGGGGCCCAAGAGGUGGACCUGAGCGAUCGCUGCAAGGCUGUUCAGGAGGCGCUGAAGAUGAGCGCGGAGGAGAACGGCUUCAAGAAUGUGACGGUGAGAUCCCUCGAUUGGGAGGCGCCAGAUGCGCUUGAUCGCUACGACGUGGCUUUGGCCAGCGAGGUGAUCUAUCAAAAACCUGCUGUAGAAAGGCUGCCGAAGUUGCUGCUUGAAGUCCUGAAGCCUGGAGGUGUGUUCUGCGCCUGCGAGAACGCUGGGCGCUCUCAAGAUGGUGUCAGACUCUUGCCGCUCUUUUUCCAAGAGAUGGAGGCCUUGGGAUUCUCCCAGCUGCACUUUGAGACGAAGCGCUUUGAAGGAGAAGAGCACGCCCUUUUCAAGUUCGGACGUAGCUGA
Symbiodinium sp. CCMP2592 is the source of this 3069-nucleotide messenger RNA. NCBI's taxonomy places the organism in Eukaryota, Dinophyceae, Suessiales, Symbiodiniaceae. The record is from the annotation of a GenBank genome assembly.